Dermacentor silvarum is the source of this 1505-nucleotide messenger RNA. It is a transcript of the gene Zpr1, whose product is annotated as zinc finger protein ZPR1. Gene Ontology annotation, molecular function: zinc ion binding. Gene Ontology annotation, cellular component: cytoplasm; nucleus. The transcript has 3 exons. NCBI's taxonomy places the organism in Eukaryota, Metazoa, Arthropoda, Arachnida, Ixodida, Ixodidae. Bases 160 to 1419 code for a protein of 419 amino acids. The record is from RefSeq and is a predicted model, not a curated record.
UCCCUCAAGUCGAACCCACGUGCGUGUGCAUGUGCGUGCCUUGAACGGAUAUAUGCGCAUCAUGCUACCGCUGCGCUGUUGCAUUUUUGCGCUCUUCGACGUGUAAUGAAACGAGACGAAGUACACGGAUAAAUUGCUUUGGUUGUCAUCAGACCAAACAUGGGAGACACCGGUUUGUUUCCUGCUCUUUCUGGCGAUGAUCCGCAGGUAAUCGAACUGGAAAGCCUCUGCCUGCAAUGUCGGGAAAACGGCACCACACGGAUGCUGCUUACCAAAAUCCCAUUCUACAAGGAAGUCGUGGUGAUGUCUUUCCAUUGUGAACACUGCGGCUGGCAGAACAGCGAGCUGCAGCCGGCUGCGACCGUUCAGCCGACGGGAAUCCGCUUCGAGCUUCUUGUGCGCACCAAGCAGGACUUGAACCGGCAGGUGGUGAAGACGAGAGAUGCUGUCGUGGUGGUACCCGAUGUGGAACUCGAGAUACCCGCGAGAUCGCAGGAAGGCAGCGUCACUACUGUUGAAGGAGUGUUGCAGCGAGUGGUGCUUGGCCUGGAAACCUCCGUCGCUGACCGUUCCGAGGGUCGCGAUAAGCUUUCGGACUUUGUGUCCCGGCUGAAGAAGCUGCAGGAGCUGGAAAAGCCGUUCCGUCUCAUUUUGGAUGACCCGUCGGGCAACAGUUUUGUGGAGAACCCGCAAGCUCCUGGUGCCGACCCGUCUAUGACAGUGCGCCGAUACCAGCGCACAGCCGAGCAGGACUCCUGCUUGGGUAUUGUUGCCGCGUCGGAGUCCAGCGAGCAAGACUUGCACGACGACGUGCUCGGCUUUGCGACCAGCUGCAGCGAGUGCCAGGCGCCGUGCGAGACGCGGAUGAAGCUCACACAGGUGCCACACUUCAAGGAGGUAGUGAUUAUGGCAACCACGUGUGACCGGUGUGGCCAUCGCACCAACGAGGUGAAGAGUGGCGCAGGCAUUGAGCCACAGGGGGUGCGACUGGAGCUGCGUGUCCUGGAGCCUGCCGACUUGGCCCGGGACGUGCUGAAGUCCGAGACAUGCACGGUGCAUGUGCCUGAACUAGAGCUGGAGGCUGGUGCGGGCCUCCUGUCGGGUCGCUUCACCACAGUCGAGGGCUUGCUGGACAGCAUGCGCCAGCAGCUGGCCCAGGAGAACCCAUUCUUCCAGGGCGACUCGACCACAGGGACUAGCCGGCUGCGCAUGGGUGCUGUAGUGGACCAGCUGGCAAAAGCAGCGGCCGGCAAGCUACCAGUCACCCUGGUGCUGGAUGACCCCUGCGGCAACAGCUAUGUGCAGAGUCUGUGCGCCCCGGACCCCGACCCAGCUCUGACGGUGACUCACUAUGAGCGCACUUUCGAGCAGAAUGACGAGCUUGGGUUGAACGACAUGAGGACCGAGGACUACUCCUGACUUUCACCUGCACCCAGAAAAAUUGUGCAACAGCAUGCCUGCAAUGAAAAUAAUUAGACCCAUAAGAAAAAUUGCACAGCAAUGUG